UGAUCCCACCAUGAGCCCUAAUCACUUCCACUCAGCCCAGUGAGAUCCCGCGCGGGACCUGUGUCUCUCACCAUGAGGCUGAAGACGUUGACAACCGAGCCCCCUGAUAUAACAGAAGAUGAUUUCGAGGACUUCCUAGCAGCGGACGACUUGCUUGUCGAGUACUUUAAUGAAUUCUUAAGUCUUCCUACUUUUUUUGACCCAAUUAAAUUCAAUAAAACAUAUGGAAUUUUUGAAGUAAUAAGCAAUGAGCCGGAACGACUCAACCAGCAAAUUAAAAAAAUGUUACGCCUGCACGAAGCUUCCAGCCACGUCUACGAUGCCAGCAGAAAUGUGAAAUAUCUCAUACCAAAGGAAACAUCUUUCACUGAUCUCAAUAUAGACAACAAUUACAGCGUCAUGUGCCUGAGUCGUGAGCAAGGAAUUCAGUGGAUCAAGAGAGAGAGGCUUCCGGCAUUUCUAAAAAGUGAUUGCUAUUUUGAAUACAGACUUGCCAAACUGAUGUCGCAGGUAAAAGUGAAAAACAUAGGUAUGAAAGUCUAUAUUGACCCAAGUUACGUGCCUUGGAAACACAAGAAAGAAAAGAGCCCAACGCCAUCUCUGGAGACAGAAGACCAGGAAAUCAUGCGGAAGUUCUUUGUCACACUCGGUCAGGCAUCGUUUACCCAGACAAAGGAUUGGUUUACUGUGGCCAAACAAAGCGAACAAACUGCUGUCACAAACUCAUCUUCUCGCCCCAUAGCCUGGGGGUCUCCAAGGAGCAGCUCUGCAUUGUUCACCACGAGUAAUGGUAGUCAAGAUGGCUAUUCCCAUGAAAAUAUGUCUAACCUUCAUAACACAUUCCUGCGCAAAACCUGUGCGCCUUUAACACCAGAGAGCAGCUACUACAGUACCAGAGAUGAGGAUGAAUAUUCUGUGUCUAUCGCACCCUCCCAAAGCUCUACACCCAUUAGACUGUAUGUUGAACCUAAAUGGAAGAAGGGAAAUGAAUCUGAGGCUGAGCUGAAAGAGAAAACAAGUGUCUUGGAAGACAUCAAAACCAAAAAAGUUCCCGUUUUUCAGACGCUGGAAGAGUUUGCUGAUUUAUAUGUCGGCUGCGUGGUGAAAUCUGUAGUCUCUAAACUGACUGGACACAUCGCUAAGGACAUCGCUGAAAAACUUGAUAUCUAUACUUUGGAUCACGUGUCAAUCUUGGACUUGGAGAGUACAGAUUCACCUUCUAUUAGUUCUAGAAGCUCACAAACCAGCAUCGAAGAAGAGAUUGUCGGGUCUGAAUGUGAGGAAGGAAACACUCCAGUUUCCCAAAGCCACAAAGGAGAAGUCGCUCACAUCAGGACCAGAGGCGAGUUCGAAAAAUUUAAAUCGUUUCUGAAAGGAACAUCAGGAGAGAAGUUGCGGUGGCUGUGGAUGGACAUUGAAAGGCUGAAAACGAUUCCGGAAGCAGCCAGACAACAGAGACACCUAAACCAGAUGAAAAGGCUGUAUCUGGUGACAAGCGGAACUCGCUCUCUUGGUGCUGAAGUGUUGCAGAAACUGGAACUUCUGGAGACAGCCGGGUGGACUGUGAACCAUAUACUCAGUGCCCAGGCAGAGAUAAUAAAACCUUUACUCCUGUACUGGGGACCCCGGUUUUGUUUGGCUGAUUCUUCUGCGGCUCACAAUGUUGAUGCUGACCUGAAACUGUGGUAUGAUCGCCAGCUGAGACCCAAAAGAGAUGCUGACCCUUUUGCACAUACAGUGACGCUGUUACCUUUAAGACCGAAGUCAUGCAUGCCAAGAAUUCCUAGCUCUGUUCCUCCUUUAAUUAAAAGUGACCCACCAGUGCCAUCAUCUAGAAAGAUGCCAAGGAGUUCCAGUUGGAAGCAGCCCGGGACUUUGAUUUCCGCAAACUUCCCACCACAAAGAAAAUGCAGCAGAAGUUUGCCUGCGAGUGCAGUUAACGGCAGCGCCAAGACACGAACAAGAUGUAGGAGCAGCCAUCCAUCCAUCAUAGCUCUGGAUACGGCCAAGGAAGCGCCAAGCGUGCCACCAACAUGUGGUCAGAAUGCUUUGGGAAACGUUCUGAAAAAAGAGGAUGCGAUUAGCAGCGACGUCUUGAGAAGCUCUAAGAUGGAGGAAAUGUUACAAGCGCUCCGACUCGACAGCCGCGCGGGUUAUUAUUUCACCACUUUUUGUGAACGUUCAGGAAACAAGCUGUGGAAGAACGCUGUCUACUUCUGGUUCGAUCUACAAACCUAUCACCACAUGUUUUACCAGGAGACUUUGCAGCCUUUUAAACUAUGCAGGCAAUCCCAACUCAUUUUUGGCACCUACCUCGCUCCCUCUGCCUCUAUGGAUAUUGGUGUUGAGAAGACCAUAAAAAAGGAGAUUUACCAGAAACUUGAUCCACCUUUUGAGGAUUUAUUUGACUCCGCUGAAGAAUACGUGCUCACACUUCUCCUCUCCGCAUGGAUUCACCUGACCGAGUUAGACAGACAGACUUACAGCAAGGUGGAGCUGGUGGAAGAGGUCCGACAGCUGGACUCCGAGUGCUAUCGAAAGCUUCAGGCUCUGCUGCUGGAGGAGGCGGCCAGGAAAGACCAAGUUCAGGCUCGUAAGUCUGUUUUUGUUCCACCCGCUGACAUUCCCAGAGAACCCAACCUGUGGGACCUGGUUCCAGACGAAUACAAGAACUACAACCUCAGUACUUUAAUUCGGCACAGAAUGGAGCUGGAACAUUUCCGAAAAUUUCUAGACUACCAUUUUGCGAGUAUGGAUCUACAGUGCUGGAUAGACCUCGAGCAAUUCAGAAGAAUGGACUACAAGGAAAAGGAAAAACGCCACGAGAAAUCCAUUGAAAUUAAGAACAAAUAUUUAAAUAAAAAGUAUUUCUUUGGUCCGAACAGCCCAGCCACAAGAGAUCAACAGGAGCAGGUCAUGCAGCUCGCCGGAGGCUGGGGCAAAAUUCUUCACGACAGACUUUCUUCCAACGUCCUCGUAGAGGUACAAAAAUACGUCAGAAUGAGGAUAGAAAAGAAGUGGCUUCCAAUGUAUCUGGCGACAGAGGAAUUCAGAGAGCGCCAGAAAAUGCAGGCACAGAUGAAGGAUGUUGCAGAAGAUGUUAUAUUUCGGACAAACAAGAAAAAAAUAGAAGUAUGGAAGCAUCUGGACAAUAAGUGGAUUUCUUCCUCCAAAGAAUUAAUUGCUUUCCGCAAAGCUUUAUUAAACCCAGUUACUGCCAACCAGUUCCAGCGGUUCAUCUCACUCAAAGGCGACUUUUUUGAAAAUGGGCUACUUUUCUGGCAAGAAGUACAGAAAUAUAAGGAACUUUGUCACUCGCACUGUGAUGAAUCUAUAAUCCAAAGCAAGAUCACUGCAAUCAUCAACUGCUUCAUCAACUCGUCGAUCCCUCCAGCUUUGCAGAUCGACGUCCCACCUGAGCAAGCCGAGAAGAUCAUCGAGCAUAGGAGAGAUUUGGGACCCUAUGUAUUCCGUGAAGCACAGAUGACAAUCUUCAGUAUUAUGUUCAAAUAUUGGCCAGAGUUUUGUGAGUUUCGUGGCAACUUGGCAGACGAGAAGAUUCUCCCCUUUCUGGAGCGAAAGAAGAUAAAGAAAACAGAGCAGAUGAAAAAGAAAAUGAAAGAAGAAGAGAGACUUGCCCAGCACCAACAAGAAAACGCCAAAAGAAAAGAGACUUUGUCAGACUUGUAUGGAGAUAACGAGAGCACUUAUAGUUCAGAUGUCUUCACUGCGCCGGAGGGGUACGGACGCAGCAGAAACGUCUCUUGGACGUAUUCAAAGUACAUGGAAGGUCUGGAGCAAGAAAGGAUGCUUUUGAAAAUCCAGCAAGACCUGGAAAUAAAUACCAGAUCUUCCUUCUCAUCAGAUAACUCAUCAAUCUUCAGCGUGAGAUCGGAAGCCUCGCAAAGAACGGGCAGAACCUCCGGCUCCUUGUACCGGCCUGGAUACACGGGGAGAAUUCAGUCAGCCGAUACAAGAAGGAUAAACUGACAAAACCCUAAAUAAUUUGUCAUUAUGGAACAAGAUUGGAGUUCGUUAAAUACCCGGCAACAUUCAUCAUCCAACAGCCUGUUAAUUCCUCUUGGACUGACAAUAAAUCUGUUCCUAUCAGGAUAUU
Messenger RNA from Spea bombifrons (plains spadefoot toad), 4117 nucleotides. It is a transcript of the gene RGS22, whose product is annotated as regulator of G protein signaling 22. Gene Ontology annotation, biological process: regulation of signal transduction. Lineage: Eukaryota; Metazoa; Chordata; Amphibia; Anura; Pelobatidae. The transcript has 27 exons. Bases 73 to 3990 code for a protein of 1305 amino acids. Gene Ontology annotation, molecular function: G-protein alpha-subunit binding. The record is from RefSeq and is a predicted model, not a curated record.